Messenger RNA from Rodentolepis nana, 291 nucleotides. Lineage: Eukaryota; Metazoa; Platyhelminthes; Cestoda; Cyclophyllidea; Hymenolepididae. The record is from the annotation of a GenBank genome assembly.
AUGCAAAUGGAGAGAUUGAGAGCACCUGCUGGCAGUAGUUCUCCAUACUUCAAAGUUAAUCCCCACCUCUACAUCUCCUCAGACCUUGUAGUGGAGCCCCGAUAUGGAGAUCUGAUUCGAAUGCUCCGCUCCACUAGAGCUACAGUGGAGUAUGUGAAACCGGAGAUUCAUAUUUGCCACUUGGACUACCGAGCUCUCCAUGCCCUCGUCCCGAAGGCUGAAUCGAGUGGAUUCAAGGUGGUGAGAUGCAUUCAGAAAGAUUUUGGAGAUAAUACACUGGUUCUCAAAUGA